AUGGUCUCUGAAGGGACUGAAGGUUCUCAUGGACAGGAGUCGCUUUCUCGUAUCCUGAGUGGGAGCCUGGAUGAAAGUGUCUCCUUCGGUGUGUCCUGCUUCAGUUCAAUUAUCCUUGUUCCUCAGAGAUUGGCCGCUCCAGUCCUGUUUGGAUCACGUAGGGAGUCUGAGGCUCUGGGAAACAUGGUUUCUCUGGGGUUACCCACCCAGCUGGCCAGGGAGAGCCCAGAGAGUACCCUCAAGACCACCCUCCUGGCUGGUCUGCAGAGCAUGUGGCUUUACUGCAAACACAGCACCUCUCAGGGCUCUGAACCGGCCCUUGUGGGCCCUGCAUCUGCUGCCAGCUCUCAGGGCACCGUGGCCCAGACCUUCCUCCUGUUCCUGCUGGGCAGCCCGGUCCCCAUGACCCGAUUGGCAGCCGGAGUGGGCUCGGGGGCAGGCGGGAACCGGCAGGGGGCGCACCUGUGUGGCUGCGCACACGUGGGCCGGGUGGGGUGCUUCAGGAUUGCGGCCAUGAGCUCUGAGGCAGAAAAGGCCGGAAUUGUCGAGACUCUCAAUGUUUAUGAAGCCGAUGAGGGUGUCCCCCAGGACCCUUCAGCCUCCUCAGCCCCAUGGGAUCUGAGCUCGGCCACUAUGCUCCCUGAGGCAGAGCCAGGAGAAUCAGCAGAGACCAGCUCCAGCAGCUCCCGGCCUGGUAGGAACAUGGGCCAGUCGCAUGCAUCAGAUCCCAGUGCAGAAGCCAUGUCCUUCCUGGCAAAAAUUCCUCCUGUUCCGGGAGAUGUUGUGAUAAGGCCGCCGCCCCCUCGGUAUCCCUUGAAGAUCAGCACCCUGCAACACAGAAGGAGAAUCUGUGCUGUGGCCGUGAGCAGCUCCACACGCCACGUGUAUACAUGUGGCCAUGGAUACGUCAAAGUGUGGGAUGAGCGGUCCCUGCAGGGCUGUGCCAAGAGCCCCCAGGCAUGCCUCAGCUUCCCGGACGACCCCGAAACCUUUGUCUAUGUCUGCAAGCUCUUUCCUGAUGAACAAAGCAUGGUCACAGCGGGGGCCUCCCAGCGAGUGACGCUCUGGGCCUUGGCACCCACACCCCGCAUCAGUGCCCAGCUGGUCUCUGCUUCCCCCAUCUGCUGCUCCCUGGCACUCUCCUCUGAUGCCCGGAUGUGUGUUACUUGUUCCCAAAGCCUUGUUGAGAUCUGGGAUUUGCAGAAUCAAAUCCUGAUCAGGCAAAUCCGGCUCCCCAUGCAUAGGCUACGCUGUGUGGAUCUCACGGGCAGUCAGUUCUGGACAGGAGACCAAGACUCCAGCGUGUACUCCUGGGACCUGAGGAGCUACCAGAGGUUGCAACAUUACGAGCUCCAUCGUGAGGUUCUCAGCAUGACCCACGACCCCAAUGAGGAGUGGAUCCUUGUGGGCAUAAACAUGAGCGAAAUCGUCAUUUUGCACACACACCGGAAGGAGAAGUAUACAGUUAGAGUGGAGAAGAAAUACGUCAGCCGCAGCAGUCUCAAGUUUGCAUCCUGUGGAAACUUCUUAUUAGCAGCGAUGGACGAGACCGUCCACUGCCUAAUGACACCUUCUCUUCAGAGGGCGUUUAAGAUUGAGGACGGUUAUGAUAACAUCAGGUGCUGUGACGUGUCCUCUGACAACCAGUACAUGGUCACAGGCUCUGGGACCACGGCCAAGGUCUACCAGCUCCUGUACUGA
This is a messenger RNA of Suncus etruscus (white-toothed pygmy shrew), 1701 nucleotides long. It is a transcript of the gene TLE7, whose product is annotated as TLE family member 7. The record is from RefSeq and is a predicted model, not a curated record. Gene Ontology annotation, cellular component: nucleus; transcription regulator complex. Gene Ontology annotation, molecular function: protein binding; transcription corepressor activity. The transcript is spliced from 14 exons. Bases 1 to 1701 code for a protein of 566 amino acids. NCBI's taxonomy places the organism in Eukaryota, Metazoa, Chordata, Mammalia, Eulipotyphla, Soricidae. Gene Ontology annotation, biological process: negative regulation of canonical Wnt signaling pathway; regulation of DNA-templated transcription.